This is a messenger RNA of Canariomyces notabilis, 963 nucleotides long. RefSeq names its product NAD(P)-binding protein. The record is from RefSeq and is a predicted model, not a curated record. The transcript has 2 exons. Gene Ontology annotation, molecular function: oxidoreductase activity. Bases 1 to 963 code for a protein of 320 amino acids. NCBI's taxonomy places the organism in Eukaryota, Fungi, Ascomycota, Sordariomycetes, Sordariales, Chaetomiaceae.
AUGGCGCCGCCAAAGACCUUCGAGAAGAUAGCCAUCACUGGCGCCACUGGACACAUCGGCCAAGCACUUGUGACUGAGCUUCUUAAGACGGGCAAGCACACCAUCACCGCCUUGACGCGUGCCGAGAGCAAACGUGCUCCGCCAAACGGCGUCAAGAGCGUCCAAGUCGACUACAACGACCAGGAAACGUUGAUCGCGGCUCUCCGCGGCCAGGACUUUCUCAUCAUCGCCCUCGCCAUCACCGCGCCUCCGGACACGCACAGCAAGCUCGUCAAGGCAGCGGCCUCCGCGGGCGUCCCGUACGUCAUGCCCAACUGCUACGGCGCCGACAUUCGCAACCCCACGCUGGCGAACGAACCCCUUGGUGCCAUCGUCAUGGCGCAAAUCGCCGAAAUCGAGAGCCUCGGUCUGUCGUACGUCACGCUGGCGUGCGGCGUCUGGUAUGAGUGGAGCCUGGCACUUGGCGACGCGUUCUUUGGCUUCGAUAUCAAAAGCCGCAAGGCAGUUUUCCUCGACGACGGCAAGACGGCGCUCAAUGUGAGUACGUGGGAGAUGUGUGGCCGUGCCGUGACAGCGCUGCUCAACCUGCCCGAGAGCGGCGCGUCGCCCGCGCUGGAGGACUGGAAGAACGAGCCUGUGUAUGUUCGGAGCUUCAGGGUCACCCAGCGCGACAUGCUAGAUAGCCUGCACCGGGUGCUGGGCACGACGGAUGAGGAUUGGGCUAUCUCGUAUGAGCCGGCCGAGAAGCGGGCUCAGGAGGGACUGGACGAGUUCGCCAAGGGCAUCAUCACGGGCAGGGCAAAGAAUAUGUAUUCGAGGCACUUCAUGCGCGCUAGAGCAGGCGAGUUGGAAUUCUCCAAGGACGUGGCUAACGAGGUCCUCGGGCUGGCGGAAGAGAGUUUGGAUGAAGCGACCAAGAAGGCUGUUGAGAUGCUCGAGAGCGGGUUCGAUCCGUUGGCAUGA